Molecule: messenger RNA, 1239 nt
Organism: Laetiporus sulphureus 93-53
Lineage: Eukaryota; Fungi; Basidiomycota; Agaricomycetes; Polyporales; Laetiporaceae
Product: putative 3-ketoacyl-CoA thiolase B
Exons: 10
Coding region: 1-1239 (412 amino acids)
Biological process (GO): phenylacetate catabolic process; fatty acid beta-oxidation
Cellular component (GO): peroxisome
Molecular function (GO): acetyl-CoA C-acyltransferase activity
Source: RefSeq, a predicted model, not a curated record
AUGUUCUACGGACUGCUGAGACGAGGCACGCGCCUUUGGGUGCGCUCGAUGGCUACACAAGCGAGGGGUGCUUCCUCCAUAUUGGAAAAGAAACUUGACGACGUGGUCAUUACGUUUGCGAAGCGUACCGCGCUCGGUCGCUCAGAGAAGGGCCAGUUGAAGGACAUCCCAGUAGAUGAACUGAUGCAGGCCUUAAUCAAGGUAUCUCUUCAGAAGAGCAAGCUAGAUCCUGCAAAGGUUGAGGAUAUCUGUGUAGGAACGUGCCAUCCGCCAUCCCCCACGUACAUUUCGCGAGCAGCGGCAAUUGCGGCUGGUAUUCCUGCGGAAGUACCCGUAUUCGCUGUGAAUCGACUAUGCGGCUCUGGGCUUCAGGCAAUUAGGAUUAUCUCCAAUGCAAUCCAGGCUGGGCAUAUCUCCGUGGGCAUGGCAAUCGGUGUGGAGAGUAUGUCACUGCACCCUAGACCCACACCGCAGAUUGUGGACUCGGUCGGUGCUAACACACAAGCCUACGAUUGUGUGCAACCAAUGGGAUGGACAUCCGAGGUGGUGGCGCAGGCGUACAAGAUCUCGCGAGAAAAGCAGGAUCAGUAUGCUCUAAUAUCCCAUUCAAGGGCAGAACAGGCAUCUGACUCAGGCUUCUUUGCGGAGGAGAUAGUUCCGAUUGAAUUGCGUGGAACGGUAAUCUCGGUAGACGAUACAAUCCGCAGGGGAACCACACUCGAGGGUCUGUCCAAGCUCUGUCCCUCAUGGCCAGAAUGGGGAGAAGCCUCGAGCACGGCGGGGAACUCAAGUGGUCUAGGUGAUGGUGCAGCUUUAUGCAUCUUGACUACGCGGAAGCAUGCUGAGAGGGAAGGCUUUCACAUCGUCGGCAAAUAUGUUGCUAGCACAUUCAUUGGGGUAGAGCCAAGGUACAUGGGAAUAGCACCCAUCGUAGCUGUUCCGAAGGUCCUCGCACAAACCGGCUUAACUCAAGAUGACGUCGACGUGUAUGAGAUCAAUGAAGCAUUCGCGUCGCAGUUUGCUUACUGCGUAGAGAAGCUACAAAUUCCGAUGGAUAAGAUCAAUCCUAACGGAGGAUCCAUCGCAUUGACGCACCCUCUCGGCAUGACUGGGGCACGCCAGGUUGUGACUGGCCUUGCGCAACUCAGGCGCCAAGGCGGCAAGAUUCUCUGCACUAGUAUGUGCAUAGGGAGCGGUAUGGGCGGGGCUGGGAUCUUCGUCAACGAGGCCAACGCUUGA